Messenger RNA from Urocitellus parryii (Arctic ground squirrel), 325 nucleotides. Lineage: Eukaryota; Metazoa; Chordata; Mammalia; Rodentia; Sciuridae. The record is from RefSeq and is a predicted model, not a curated record.
UUAUGAGCCAGCAUGCCCUGUUGUUUCUACUUCUGCCAGCCACUUGCAUCAAAUAAAACAGGAAGAAGGCAUGGAUGUAGUAAACAGAGAAGCAAUGCAUGAACGGGAGGUACACACUGCAAUACAGAUAAGUCAGUCUUGGGAAGAAAAUCUGAAACUGAAUGAUGAUGAUCUGGACACACCAUCCACUGUAAAGAGCAUUGAUCUAAUACCAGUAUCCCAAGCAGCUUCUCUCACUAAAUGGAUUGGGAAGGUAAAAUACCACUUGAUGAUCAGCCAAGACACUGCCAACAUACAUCCUGUGAUACUUCCCAGCUGUCAGUAA